UCAACGCUGCGUUUCAAGAGUUUAAACGACAGCGUUUAUUAAAUUGCUCGAUAGCCUUUUACUUUGGAAGAGUCGUCGUAAUCUCAUCUCUCUUUUUAACUGAGACGAAAAAGAUUCGCUUCUCCGGCGAACAAAUUCAACUUUCUCGGUAAUGGCGAUGUCUUCUGGAACUCUCAGGAUCUCUGCCACCUUAGUAUCUCCUUAUCAUCACCACCACCCUAAUCGCCUCUCAUUUCCUUCUUCUUCUUCCAAGGUUGAUUUCACGGUAUUCGUAAGCAAUGGUGCAAACAAUUUGGAAACUCAGAAAUGUACUCCUGGACUGGCGAUCAGCCGCGAAAACACAUGUGGUCAUGUGAAGGUUCUUGCAAGAAACACUGGAGACUAUGAACUAUCACCAAGCCCAGCUGAGCAAGAGAUAGAGAGCUUUCUCUAUAAUGCUAUCAACAUGGGUUUCUUUGACAGGUUAAACUUGGCUUGGAAGAUAAUUUUUCCAUCUCACGCAUCAAGAAGAAGCUCCAACGCAAGAAUCGCAAAGCAGCGGCUCAAGAUGAUCUUAUUCUCGGACAGGUGUGAUGUUAGUGAUGAAGCUAAAAGGAAAAUCGUCAACAACAUUAUCCACGCACUGUCGGAUUUCGUAGAGAUAGAAUCAGAGGAAAAAGUUCAGCUAAACGUUUCCACGGACAGUGACCUUGGGACCAUUUACUCGGUCACGGUGCCUGUUAGGAGGGUGAAACCAGAGUACCAAGACGUGGACGAGGCUGGAACCAUAACCAAUGUGGAAUACAAAGAUACUCGUGAUGGUUCUGUCGAUGUCAAGUUCGAUUUUUAUGUUCCAGAGUAAUGAGAAGGCACAGUCUUAUAUUUAUUUUCUGGAUAGUAUCUUGUCUGUUUGGUGUUGAUGUUCUUCAAGUUUAGUCUGGAAGGAACAAAGACAGUUUCUUGACACUCCCCAUGUAUAUAUAUAUGCAACUUCUCUUUUCUUAAAAGUUCUUUUACUGUUUU
This is a messenger RNA of Arabidopsis lyrata subsp. lyrata, 1002 nucleotides long. RefSeq names its product cell division topological specificity factor homolog, chloroplastic. The transcript is spliced from 2 exons. The coding region runs from base 152 to 841 and encodes 229 amino acids. NCBI's taxonomy places the organism in Eukaryota, Viridiplantae, Streptophyta, Magnoliopsida, Brassicales, Brassicaceae. The record is from RefSeq and is a predicted model, not a curated record. Gene Ontology annotation, biological process: cell division; chloroplast fission; regulation of division septum assembly.